Styela clava is the source of this 2903-nucleotide messenger RNA. RefSeq lists its product as uncharacterized. Gene Ontology annotation, biological process: regulation of transcription by RNA polymerase II. The record is from RefSeq and is a predicted model, not a curated record. Lineage: Eukaryota; Metazoa; Chordata; Ascidiacea; Stolidobranchia; Styelidae. Gene Ontology annotation, cellular component: transcription regulator complex; nucleus. Gene Ontology annotation, molecular function: DNA-binding transcription factor activity, RNA polymerase II-specific; RNA polymerase II cis-regulatory region sequence-specific DNA binding.
AUUCAAUUAAGUGAAGUAGUAAAAAAUAUUUAAAAGUUUUCAAAGACAAUUGUCCACACCCUAUAAUUUUCAAAAUGUCUCUCGGUCUUAUGAUGAACAAUAACUGGGAUCGAAUAAGCAUGACUUCUCCACAGCUUCAAGCGUACAAGAAUGAGAGACCAGUGUACAGUACGCCACAUCCAGUUCAGAGCACUCCAGCCAACAACGAAUGCAAACUGGUAGAACUGAGAGGAGUCAAUAUUGCAAGUUUUAUGAUCGGCGGCGAAGAGUUCAUUUGCUUGCCACAGGUUUUUGACCGAUUUCUCAAACAUCUUGUCGGAGGAUUGCACACAGUUUAUACCAAACUAAAAAGGCUAAAUAUCGCCCCAGUUGUUUGCAAUGUCGAACAGGUUCGUGUUUUGCGUGGACUUGGUGCCAUUCAGCCGGGCGUCAACAGAUGUAAACUCAUUACACGAAAAGACUUCGAAACUUUGUAUCAGGACUGCACCACUGCAAGUCGUCCAGGUCGUCCUCCGAAACGAUAUCCGAUUCUUCCACCAACUGAACUUAUGAAUCACCACCCAGGAGCUCGAUCAAUAAAUCCAGCUAGGGGCAUCAUGGGAGCGGCUGACCUCAGUAAUUUCCAUAAACGAAUGAGAUUAGAUCACGAAGCAAAUUUUCACCAGCCUACACAGCCAGAAAGAAGAAUGAGUACCAGCCCUACAAGAAGAAGUCCACCUACACCCAGAAAAUAUUCUUCAGGUCCAGGGGCAGAUGAUCUUUACACAAAUGCUAACAUUUACAUACAGCAAGCCAUACGAAACCACUACCAUCAGAUUAUUGCGAAUGGAAUUCACAAUGGACUCAACCUACAGCAUACUCAAAUGAACGCAGCACUUGCACCCCUCAUCGGAAUGUCAAAUCCAGCGUUGUUCAAUGGUGCCAUUCCGCCGAACAUUCUGAGUCAAUUCAACGAAAUGGCAAGGAAUCCUUCAAAUGAAGAGGCUGCAAGUUCGGGAACGAACUCGGGAGCUGAUCGCGACCAAUCCUCACCAAUACAGAACAAAGAUGACAUGGAUCAUUCAGGAGGAUCGCCAUAUCGUUCAGGAGGAAAUAGAAACUCUCCAUCGUACGAAGAAUCAAAACUUCAUCCAUUUCAUAAACCAAAAAUUGUCGACCGUGAAAGCUCGAAUGAACGAAGACAAUCAAGAAGUGAUGUUGACCGCCAUCUAGAUAUGUGCAAAAGAGAAGAAUCACCUCGUUCUAUUGGAUCACCAAUGGAACGCAGAAGCAUUGGAAAUAUCAGUGUCUCUUCCUUCCAUUCACACAAGAUGCCAUCUGAUGCAGAUAGAGAUAACGACCGCCGCCAGUCCUACCCUGGUGAUGAUAUCGAUGUCUUUGAUUCUCAACAUAUAAACGGACAAGAAUUCAACAAAACCAAAGAGGAAUCCGAUGCCCUUCCCGAUUCGCCGGUCGAAAAUGGGAGUGAUUGGCGUCCAGAACAUUCAGAAAAUCCGAUCAAUGGUGCCGCCAGUAUUUCUUCGAUGCAGACUUUGCUGAACAACAUUCAAGGAUUGCUAAAAGUAGCAGCAGAUAACGCAAAGCUACAAGAUAAACAAUUAUCUUUUGAAAUCGCUGAACUGAAGAACAGAAUAACCAAAGAACAAGAAAUGAGAGCUGAGGUUCAAAGAAAACUCGAAGAGAGCGAAAGAAUACGAGCCUCAAUACAAAGAAAAUUGACCCGUGAGAGAGAAGCCAUAAAACAUCUUCAAGAACAAAACUUAAACGCACAGGAUAAAUGGCAACAAGGAAAUGUAAAAUCCCCAAUGAAUGAUAAUGAUCGAACCUCAUCAGUUGAUGAACAGCAUUCUCCUGUUGCUCAGAGAGAAUUAUCGCCAGUACUUGCAGGCAGACAUUUCACAUCUGACAACACCAAUGCUGCCAAUAUCCAAGCCUCAACAGCCAUAACGCCGACAGAAUUUUCUCCAAUGUCAUCAUCACCAUCUGUCGUAUCACCAGGCAGUACAGGAGAAUGCUCAGCAACAUACUGGAAUUCGUCUCGUUCGUUAGUUGCCGAACACACAAACACAGCAGCUGACAUUACUAAUAACAGCAACAGAACACCGUCUCCAAACCAACCUUCAUCUCCUAUAAAUAUGUCGACUACCGGUGAAAGAAAUUGGAUGCCACACGCCCUCGUCCAGUCGACUCCUUGCGCCAAGUGAAAAGACAAUUUCAACACAAGAAUGAUACUAGAUUUGCCAGCCUGGGCCUUUAGUGUGAAGUAAAUGCAAGUGUGCUGAAGUAUAAAUACUGUCAGAUGACCAGUGCAGCGAAACAAAAGAGAGGGUUUGCGAAAGACAAUACCGAAUUCUCAGACUCUUAUAGCACUGCGGUUCGUCGGAUAAUUUUGAGCACUCAACAAAAAAUCAUUGUAUACCCGAGAACGACACCGAUUACUGUCUAGUGAGAUUUUUCAAGUCACUGGUCUGUUUGCAUCAAAAAUAUUGAGUUCUUUCUUUGAGAUAGCGGAAUAAUAUGGCUUGAACUGAUUUUGUUUGAUUUUUUUUUUUGUUUGUGCAAUAAAGAGAUGAAAAUAACCAAUAAUAUAAUAAUUUGAACGCAGUAUGCCAAGUUGAGAAAUUUCGAAAGAGCAAUUUUAGUAUAACUUUCAGACAAAUGAUAAAUUUAAACCAAUAAUUCAACCGUGCAUUCCAGAGCAACUUAUUUUAUACGCAACAAUUCCGGAGUUUUUAUAAUGAAUGAAUGUGAAUACGACCAGAUCAAAUAAAUGCCCUCACUUCAAUUAAUCGUUCAGCUUCCGAAACAUUGAAAAAAAAUGAUUUUAAAUCACAUGAAAACGUGUCUUUAUGUAUAGCUGUAAAAUUUGAAAGUUUUUGUAAUAUAUAUCAACAAAACGUCUA